Messenger RNA from Limulus polyphemus (Atlantic horseshoe crab), 2383 nucleotides. Its product is annotated as cleavage and polyadenylation specificity factor subunit 6-like. Gene Ontology annotation, cellular component: mRNA cleavage and polyadenylation specificity factor complex. Gene Ontology annotation, molecular function: mRNA binding. The record is from RefSeq and is a predicted model, not a curated record. Lineage: Eukaryota; Metazoa; Arthropoda; Merostomata; Xiphosura; Limulidae. The transcript has 16 exons. The coding region runs from base 73 to 1863 and encodes 596 amino acids. Gene Ontology annotation, biological process: mRNA alternative polyadenylation.
ACAAAUAAGACCAAACUGUGACAUUCAACAACAAAGUAUCUCUUGGUACUCCAAUAGGCUUAAGUUGAAAUCAUGGCGGAUGGAGUAGACAUAGAUUUGUAUGCAGAGGAUCUGGAGCAUGACUUCAACCAGGAAGGAGAUUACAACCAUGACUCCAAUAUUGACCUUUAUGAUGAUGUUAUUACUGCUUCUACAGGAGAUAUAGGUCAUCCUGAUGAGUUUGGGAUAAACCAGGACGGAAUUUCUACAAGAUCGGUAUCAUCAAGUGGAGGACCUCCCACCAAACGUGUAGCUGUUUAUGUGGGCAACCUUACCUGGUGGACUACAGAUCAAGAUGUUAUUGAUGCCAUCAACAAACUUGGUGUAAAUGAUGUUUUGGAUGUCAAAUUCUAUGAAAAUAGAGCUAAUGGACAGUCAAAAGGGUUUUGUGUGGUUUCAUUAGGAUCUGAAAACUCAUUCCGAAUUGUCAUGGACAAACUUCCAAAAAAGGAACUUCAUGCACAAAAUCCUGCUGUAACACCUUACAACAGACAAAGCUUGAACCACUUUGAAAUGCAGGCUAGAAAACCAUCUCCAGGAAAUCCUGGGCGAGAAGGAAUGGGGAGAGGAGGACCAUCAGGUGGAGGAAUGAGGGAAAGAGAUGGGAGAGGAGACAGAGGGCAACUUAAUUUGAAUAGAGGAAUAAGUAAUGGCCCACCACCUUUUCUCCCUCAACAGCGUAUUCAUGGACCUCCAAUGGGCCCACCACUUCCACAAGGACUACCACCACCCCAAUUUCAUCAAGGGCCUCCACCAUCACAUAUCCAUCACCAGCAGGGUCCUCCACCACCAUCACCACAACCUGGACCUCCACCAGUACUUGGCCCCCCAGGAAUGCCUCCACCAAGAGGCAUUCAAAGACCUCCACCACCUUGUCCUGGAGUUCCACCUCUAGGACCACCUGCAAACAUCAGAGUGCCUCCUCCCCAUGGUCUACCACCACCUGGACCCAGAGGUCCUCUUCCUCCUGAUACUCGAGGACCACCACCACCACGAAAUGAAUGGGAUAGGCCUCCAGAACAACCAUUACCUCCUGGUGUUACUUCCACUCGACCACCACACCUUGGUCCAGCUGUGUCUCACCCUCCACCAGGAAUGCCACCUACUGCUGCUCCUCCUCCACACAGGCCACCACCUCCUGUACCCCUUCCAGGACAUGGGAUGCCUCCUAAUAUACCACCACCCUCAAGUCAUCCUCCAGCUCCACAUGUUAAUCCAGCCUUCUUUCCUCCACAUAGCCAGCCCCAAGGCAUACCCUCUGGACCUCCUCCAUCAUCUCAGCCUGGAGAUAUGUACAGCCGACCUCUACCCAGUCAGUACCCAGAUUACCGAGGACCUCCACCUGACAGACAGGAUCAUCAAACUCCACCUCUCAGUGAAGCAGAAUUUGAAGAAAUUAUGAACAGAAACCGCACUGUCUCAAGCAGUGCCAUCGCUAGAGCAGUGGCAGAUGCUAGUGGAGGGGAUUAUGCUAGUGCUAUUGAGACUUUAGUGACAGCUAUUUCAUUGAUCAAGCAGUCUAAAGUAGCUAAUGAUGACCGUUGUAAGAUCCUGAUAAGCUCUUUGCAGGACACUUUGCAUGGAGUGGAAUCUAAGUCCUAUGGAUCACGCAGCAAAGAUCGCCCGAGGUCAAGAGAAAGAGACCGCUCACAUGAGAGGUCAUCUCGCAGAGAGAAAUCAAGUCGCCGUGAUCGCUCUCGAAGCAGAGAAAAAGAAUAUAGAGAAAGAAACCGUGAUUGUGAUCGAUACUAUGAAGAUCGGCACAGCAGAGACAAAGAAAGGGAUAGAGAUCGAGAACGUGAGCAUAGAAGUAGCAGGCAUUAAAUGCUUGCCCAGCAGAGGCAUGCAUGCAUCUGAGAUGAUGAUACCCAAUUGUACCAGUAUAGUCUGAAAGCCUUGGCUCUUCCCAGUUUUUGUGGCAGUUAACAGGUUGCUCUUCAUUGUCCAUGCUUGGAUCAUUGAAUUUGUAUUUAAUACUGAAUGUCUUAUCUCCAAGAAGUCUUUAUAACACAAGUCAUCAUGACUUCAAGCCUUCAAACACACUACAAGAUAUGAAAACCCUUCAAGUGGACCACAAACCUAUCCAAUAGUUUUUUCCGUCUGUUGAUUUCUAUUUCCCAUUCGACAGUAAACCACAUUCCACAAGUAUUUCCCAUACAGCUGGUGUUAAAAGAAAUUACUUUCAUUUCAUGCUAAGUCUCUAAAUAAUCCAAAUAUUACCAUGGAGCUAAUUGAAAGUUUAAUGUUGCCAUUGGUUCAUAACAGGUUUCUGUAUCUGUAUUCUUUCAAGAAAGUACUUAUUAAAUAAAGGCUUGUUUGCCCAAAUGAUUUGUGUAAAACAAAA